AUGGCCGACUUCCUGGCGCCCCAGACCACAGCCCCGGGCAGCGUCGACGCCUCCCGUCGCCUGCAGGGCCCCAUCCACUCGGAACGACACGUCCGCAUCAUCACGGUCGGUGCCGGCGCCUCGGGGCUGCUCAUGGCGUACAAGCUCCAGAAGCACUUCAGCAACUACUCCCUCCGCGUCUACGAGAAGAACCCAGAGGUCGCGGGCACGUGGUACGAGAACAAGUACCCCGGCUGUGCGUGUGACGUGCCCAGCCACAACUACACAUGGUCCUUUGAGCCCAAGCUCGACUGGUCCGCCGUCUACCCGCCCGCCAAGGAGAUCUUUGCCUACUUUGACGGCUUCGCCGACAAGUACGGCCUCAAGCAGUACAUCAAGACGGAGCACCAGGUGAUAGGCUCGUACUGGAACAACCAGCGGGGUGGCUACGACGUCAAGGUCAAGGACCUCAAGACGGGCACCGUGGUCCACGACCACUGCGACAUCCUCAUCAACGCCAGUGGCAUCCUCAACAACUGGAAAUGGCCUGCCAUCCCGGGCCUCGAGAACUACAAGGGCAAGCUGCUCCACACCGCCAACUGGGACGACUCCGUGUCUCUCGAGGGCAAGCACGUCGGUCUGAUUGGCAAUGGGUCCUCCGGGAUCCAGGUCCUCCCCGCCAUCAGGGACAAGUGCGCCAAGGUCACCACAUUCAUCCGCGAGCCGACGUGGGUGUCCCCCGUGCAGGGACUCGAGCAGCACCGCUUCUCCUCUGACGAAGUCGAAACCUUUGCCCACAAGCCCGGUGCCUUGCUGCAGUACCGGAAGGAGAUUGAGUCCGGCCUCAACGGCCAGUUUGGCAUCUUCCUCCGCAACAACAAGGUCAACGAGGACACACACAAGUACAUGCUCUCCCAGAUGAAGGAGAAGCUCGGCGAUGCCUACCUGGAGGACAAGCUGAUUCCCGACUGGAGCGUCGGCUGCCGGCGUCUCACCCCAGGCGUCGACUAUCUCGAGUCCCUCACCAAGCCCAACGUCAAGGUGGUCUAUGGCGAGAUCAACUCCGUGUCCGAGAGGGGGUGCGUCUGCGACGACGGCAACGAGUACCCCGUCGACGUGCUCAUCUGCGCCACGGGCUUCGACACGACGUUCAAGCCUCGCUUCCCGGUGGUCAACCCUGCUGGCGAGAACCUGCAGGACAGGUGGGCGGCCGAUCCCGAGUCCUACCUGGGCCUGGCCGCCGCCGACAUGCCCAACUACCUCAUCUUCCUCGGGCCCAACUGCCCCAUCGGCAACGGGCCUGUCCUUUGCACCAUCGAGUCGCAGGCGGACUACAUGUGCAAGCUCAUCGACCGGUACCAGACGAGCAACGUGGCCACCUUUGCCCCCAAGGCGGACGCCGUCCGCGACUUUGUCGCCUACAAGGACUGGUUCAUGAAGGGGACCGUCUGGGCGGACAGCUGCCGCUCCUGGUAUAAGAACGGCCCGGACGGGCCCAUCACCGCCCUUUGGCCCGGAUCGGCGAUGCACUACAUUGAGGCCAUGCGCGACGUGCGCUUCGACGACUUUGAGUUCCAGUACGCCGGCAACCGGUUCUGCUUCCUCGGCAACGGGUACUCGCAGACCGAGCUGGACCAGACGGCCGACUGGGCCUUUUACAUUCGAGAGUACGACGACGACCCGCCCCUCACGACGGGCGGGCGGCGCAAGCUGAUGAGCAAGAGUGGCAGCGUCGUUGACCGGCAAACUGUGAGUUUCAGCGGCAUGCCGAGCGAGGCGGAGAAGAAGCAGGAGCAGCAGCAGCAGCUUUCGAGGGAAUCGCGUCUAUAA
Emericellopsis cladophorae is the source of this 1809-nucleotide messenger RNA. RefSeq names its product putative sterigmatocystin biosynthesis monooxygenase-like protein. The record is from RefSeq and is a predicted model, not a curated record. NCBI's taxonomy places the organism in Eukaryota, Fungi, Ascomycota, Sordariomycetes, Hypocreales, Bionectriaceae. The coding region runs from base 1 to 1809 and encodes 602 amino acids. The transcript has a single exon. Gene Ontology annotation, molecular function: flavin adenine dinucleotide binding; NADP binding; N,N-dimethylaniline monooxygenase activity.